CCGUACGUCUUUCUGUGCGCGCCUCUCUCUCUCUCUUUCUCUACGUACGAUCUACACGCAACCGUAAUCCUGCACAUUGAAGGGUGACGGUAGCGAUAGAUUCCUCGAGAAAUCGAAAGGACGAGGCCGAGUUGGUCGCUUGCCGGCCGUCACGCGUUUAGAGAUUAGGUAACACGGCAGGUCUGGACUGUCCGAGUCAUUCGUUGCAUGGCGGAGACGACAUAUCUCUCGCUGACCUCUCGUUGCUUCACGGUGCAUGGCCACAGAGGCCCGAGGGCAUUAUCCGUGGCUACACUACCGUUGAUGAAUGCCGAGAUACUGGCGGUGGUGCAUAGUUUCUUCCGAUAAAACCGAGCGUGGUACCCUUGGCUGGAACGUAACCCGUUGCUGUAAAUUCCGCAUACCAGGUCCCAAGUUGUUGCUAGCUAGCGAACGAUGCGCCGUAGAAUCAUUAAUAUAUUUGCGAUAACGCGUGGACGAUAACGAGAUAGUCAGCAAGUGAGAGACAGUGUCAAUAGAUAAAGUAACGCGCAGUACAUACCACCGUUCGUAUGGUACAAAAUUAUCUUUAAAUUCCUUUCGAUCCGUCCAAGCUCGACGGCGGUUGUAUUUGCUAAGUUUGCCAAGUCAGAACUCUCGUUUCAUGAGAUCAUAGAUGGCACCACUAUAACCACUCUGAGUCAAUUAACAAAGUAGAUACAAUCCGAAUCCUCUGUACCGCAUCAGCGUUAUUUUUGUUAACGUGACGAAAAGAGAUGAACCGUUAAGAAAACCUCCACAAACAUUCGUCUGAAAUUUCGAACGCGUAAUGUUGCAGUCGACUUACGUCACUUCGGAUAAUCGUUGCAGGUACGCGCGAUUCUAUCGUCACACGUUCCGCUAAUUCUUCUUCGUUGACCUGCGCGACGCUAACAAGUGUCGCGUCAGAAUUCUCCGUUACGUCAUCGUUCCGCUAUCGUAUCUCGCGGCGAACACCGUCUCGCGUUAUCGUUCCCAAUUUUCGCUGAAAUUCCACGGUGUCGUGAACGUCGAAAAACAGUUGUUACGCGUCAGCGCGCAGCUGGUCUGGUUAUUGUCCGAAAUGCAGCCGUAGCCGCGUUCAGAAAUAGAGUCUCGCGUCGCAUUCGCGCGAGUCGUAGCCGCGCGGGUUAGCUCUGCAUCCCAGGAGAAAAAAAAAAAAGAGGCCGAGACGUAACGUAGCUGUCGCAGCGAAGAAAUAGGAAACGUCCUUGCAGGGUCGUCGAAACGCGAGUCACGAGAGAGAAAGUCGGAGUCGGUUUGAAUCUAGAGAUCCCCAACGCCUGAUUCGCAAUACGCCACCAUGAAUUGGACACUGAGCACAGUUGGCAACGCGAUGAAUUUUAUUUAUAACGAGCACGUGUCGCCCGCUGUUAGGAAUUUCCUGCCGUUCGUCAAUCGAAGGGUGGACGACCUCUACAGGUUCAUUCAUGCGUGGGUUCCGUCGCUUUAUGGAGAACUCGACGAGAAUUACUGGCGGGAGCGGGGCUACAUCCUGUCGGACACGGACACCGAUUUGUCGCCCGAAUUGUCUCCCCACGAACCCGGCGAAGGCGGCGAAUCGACGGAGGAGGGCAAAGCUCGUACCCAGGACGGCGACGAAAUCUCGGAGCUGACCAGAGAGUCGUGGGAGCUGAUCAAGGCCCCCUACGUAAAGCUGUACAGCAUCCUGAAGACGUCGAGUACGUCGGCGGAUUCCGAGCAGAUCCAGGACCCGGAGGUACUGUCUAUGAGCGAGGAGCUCAGGCGAGCUUUGUACGCCAACAGUGCCGUCUCCUUGGACAACGACGUGAUCGUGCCAGACUUGGUUGGCACUACAGAAAUCCUCAGCGACGAGCACAGAGAACAGCUGUGCCGGCACUUACCCGCUAGGGCGGAGGGCUACCUAUGGACCCUGGUCUUCAGCACCAGUCAGCACGGAUUCAGUCUCAACAGCAUGUACAGGAAGAUGGCCAAAAUAGAGAGUCCUAUUCUCCUGGUCAUCGAGGACACCGAAGGCAACGUGUUCGGAGCAUUGACAUCCUGCGCUUUGCACGUUAGCGACCACUUUUACGGAACCGGAGAGUCCCUCCUCUUCAGGUUUACGCCCAGGUUCCAAGCCUUCAACUGGACCGGCGAUAACUUGUACUUCAUCAAAGGCAACAAUGAGAGUCUUGCCAUAGGCGCUGGAGAUGGCAAAUUUGGACUAUGGUUGGACGGUGAUCUGUACCAAGGCAGAACGCAAUCUUGCAGCACGUACGGAAACGAGCCGCUGGCACCGCGCGAGGAUUUCGUAGUGAAAACACUGGAAUGUUGGGCGUUUAUAUAGGAUACGGCCUCCUCGUACACGUUGUCCAGGACUACUCCCUCGCCGCAGCCUAAUUUGACCUGAACUCGAUAGUCCCGUGAAGGUUUAUCGUACCCAGGAGAGAUCACAGGAAGACUACAAUUUCUAAGAGACAUUACCAGAGGAGAUUAAUUCGAUUAACGAGUUUACCUACCUACCGGCUGACUCGAUCCACUACUGAUACAUUCUAACGGACCGAGGAACAGGGAACUGUCAGUGUAUAGAGACGAAUGGAAGAGUUGUGAUUCUGUUCGAUAAACGAAUCCCCGAAAAGGAAGGGGAACGCUUGAAGAUGAAGAAAACAAUGGCGACGAUGUGAUGUUGCAACGUCAAGCCAGAACCUUGACCCACGGACUAUUAUAUAAUUAUCGAUUAUCGUUUAGCUGUCCUAUUUGUUUUUCUAUUUUAAGUUGGCGUAUUUAUUUUAUUUUUUUAUAUAUAUAUAUACACACACACACACGCAUAUAAACGCGUUUCCGUUGAAUGAGUCGUUUAGAAAUUUGAUUUAAAGAUUGCGUGUCGUUUCAAGAUUAUUAAAAGGAUCGACGACGACGAUCGUGUAUAAAGUGUAUUCGUUGGGCCCGAAGGUCGUCGUUUCGAACUAGUCGCGUGAAUCACGAUCGUCGACGAUCGGUGUGAUCGCAAACAAAACUGAGAGAAUGUGUAAGCGUGAAUGGAUCGGACGAGCUUGAUAGAACGACGAUGAAAGAGAGAUGUGAUAAGUAUGCGGUAAUUAGGAAAUUAUGUUCAGAAUCGGGAUGAUGAUGAUAACUACGAAGAUGAUAGAAAAAUAAAACACGACACCAUGAGAAAUGUUUAAGCUAACCGUUUGUUGAUGUGUAGAUAAUUGUAGAUAGUCAAUGUAAAUAUAUGUAUUACCAAUCGUGUUAACGGUACAGUUAACUUUACAGGAGCAGCAUAUUUCGAAGAAAAAAACAUAAAACGUUGCUAAAAUACCACCUGUGUAGCUCGUCUCACGUAUAUCCUAAAAGGACACACGCCGGCUACAUAUACACCGUGUACACAAUUAUACAGAUACAAGCAAAACACUGAAUGAUACUCUGGAAGCGUGAUCGCAGAGCCUGAUGUAAACGAUCCAAGAUCUGAGAACAAGUAAGCUUUAGACAAAAAAUAGAGUUCGUACUGAUCUUUUACGCUGUUACGUGAACAAAGAGCAGACCGUGUAAGAAUUUGCGAUUAAACUGUCAGCGAUGGCUGAUAUUCUUUGAUAAACGGUAACAAACGUGCUUCUCGAGUCUCGAGUGACCACAACGAACACACACGCCUGUGCCUCGCUUCGCUCUCUUUCUCUCCCUACGCUAGAACACGGUACAAUCCCAGCUGUAGAAGUUUUAUGUGUAAUCAGAGCCGAGUGAAAGCACAGCCACUUCUCUUUUUUUGUAGAUGAAUGAACCCUCUAUGGGAUUUGUGCUCGAUGUAUUCUUAUAUUUUGUUUCAGUAUUAAUUAAUUGAUGGACGGAUAAAUAAGGAAGAAAUCAUUUCUCGCGUAAAGAGAAAAAGCAAUUCCUUUCUGUUUUCUAUAUCGUGCAAUGAUACAUUUCACUCGGUUCUGACUACCGCGAUAAAACGACUAAUUCACACACGACCACGAGACUGUUCACGAGCUUAUAGUCUCUAUAUUGUAUUAGGAUCAAUUGAUUGUGUCACCCACCGUUUCUACCGCUUUGUAAACACAAAUUUCCGUUGUUGAACGUAAAGGGAGUAGCCUAGCGUCGAGGGAUUGUACACUUGUUUAGUAGAACGAUCGCUACCUAGGAAAAGAAGUUUUGAUAAUCGAUUUUAUAAAUUGAUUUUUCCCUUGAGAACGAUUUUCUAAUGGCUCCACAACGAGAUGUUACGUCGAGAAGAAAAAAAAAACGAAAGAUGAACGCCCUUUUAUACCGUAGCAAAUAUACCGUUGACAUUCCUUCCAUUUUACUAGGAACAGUUUCUAACUUGUGUCGUUUCUACGAUUUUCGAUCUUCGGUAUUUCUAGAGCUGCUUUUUUUUUUAAAUUUGUGACGUUAAUCAAAAAUUUGUGCGUUCACGAAAUCGAUAUUAACUGGGGUAACGUUUGAAAAAAAAAAAGCAGCGCAAUAAUACGGGCGACGGUUUGAAGAAUUACUAAGACUGUGAAAUCGACCGAGAGAAUCGUAGAUUUUAACGAGACAAGUGUAUCCGGUGCACUGGUUACGAAACGCACUCACAAAAAAUAAAAAUACGAAAAAGAAACAUUGUCGGAUAGUAGCAAAAUUCCAUGGAGCACGGUUUCAAACAGAAAAAGAAAAAGAGUGAAGGAAAGCACAAAAUGUAUUUAAACGUAGCUUACUACCGGCUUGUUUAGAUUAGUUUCGAGUACGUUCAUACACCGAAUGCGGCGCGUAUCGAUCGUAGCGUUGUCUCUGGCUUUAAAUUAGGCGUUUAGGCGUACUCUUGUGAUACUAACGUGGUAAAGAAACUUCUAACAAACGUAUCGAGUCGCUUCUAACACGUGUCACUCGGUAACGGUGCUUAUCCUUUCGCGGUAGAACGGUUCAACACAAACUGAGUCGUGGAAUCUCGAUUGAAAAAGACAAGACAAUACAAAUUCGAAUAAAAAAGGGAUAGAAAAGCGAAGUGCUUGACCGUGGCGAUUUUAUUUUCUUUUCCGUUUUUGAGAAAUGGAUUCGCAAUCCUCGCCUUCGUGCUGAUGAUCACGGUAUAAAUGUAUAUUAUAACGAAAUAAAAAAAAAAAAAUUAUGUGUGUCUGAUAAAACACUUUUUCGUUUGGUUUUUUGUUUUUGUUUAUGUUCUCUUUUGUGUUUACCGCGAUUAUCUUCCAAAGUUUUAGAAAUGCGAUCUCUUUACGUCUGUGAGCGCUGUAUCACGAAUUCUACGAACUCGUUGUCGAUGGAAAUAUCGAGAGAGGUUUUCUUUUAACUGUAAAUAUCGUGACAAUGUAUAGUGUCGUCGUACUCUCGUCAACUGGCUGGAACGGUUCUUUUUCUUCUUCUGAAUGAAGCGUAUUCCAUACCAAAACGUAGGAACAUUUCCAGCACACUAGGUGUCAUCUAAUCUAAAAUAUAUGCAACUGCCUCCACAAAGAAAUUGUAGACGUAUAUUAAGCGUGUCAUACGAAAUCGGUAAGAGAUUUUAAUCGUAACUAACGACGAUACAUUUUCCUGUACGAUCAAUUGCGACAUAUUAUGCGCGAGCUCGAACGCUGCACGUUACCUGACGAUCUUCGACGCUCCGAUUUGCAAUGGCAAGACCGUUGUACGAAUGAAUUUGUCUUGCCAAGCGUUUCGCGAGACGCUGCAAAGGUUUUGAGCAGCCAAGAUCGAUGACACUUUCCAAUGUACGUAUCGAACUAUGCGAAGAUGAUUCUCCAAACUGUUGAAGGAUGGUAACCUUUUGCUGUCAGACUUCCUUAUCGGUUAAUCGAAGCAAUACUUUUGUUUUACGUUAUUUCGUCUAACCAUAUCUUUCCGAUAACAUAUCUAAUCUUCGAGCAUUUAAAGUCAUUAAAAACUAGAAAUUUCUGUUCACCGGUAACAGUUCGUAUAGAUCAAGUGUAUUUCGUUGUAAAUACACAAUACAGAUACUACAGUGGUAUCGAUGAACCUGACAGUCAAGGGAUUCGAAUCGUCGAUGACCCAUUUCUAACAGAGAAUCAAUUGCUCCUCGAUUGUGAAAAAGGAAAAUUGUAGUACGCUCAUCUAUCUUGGACAAGUUGGAAUUAGUUAUCCGUUAAACAUAGAAACAAUCAAUAUAAGCGUAUAGCUUUCAGCGUUCGUGUACGAAAUGUAGUAGGAGUUAGAGGAAGUAAGAAUCUCUGCUAAAAGCAAAGUAAGCUCACGCGAAAAAAAAUUAAUGUAAUCGCAAAGUAUAUGUAUAUUCAUAGUUACUUAGUGGACGUUAACGUACUAACACAAAAAAAAAAAAAUGAAAAAAAAAACAAUGAA
This is a messenger RNA of Hylaeus anthracinus, 6288 nucleotides long. RefSeq names its product TLD domain-containing protein 2-like. Lineage: Eukaryota; Metazoa; Arthropoda; Insecta; Hymenoptera; Colletidae. Bases 1322 to 2326 code for a protein of 334 amino acids. Gene Ontology annotation, cellular component: nucleus. The transcript is spliced from 6 exons. Gene Ontology annotation, biological process: response to oxidative stress. The record is from RefSeq and is a predicted model, not a curated record.